UUCUUCAAUGUUCAACAUAAUUAUUCAUUAACUCUCUAACAUUCUGAAUCCCUAAUUCUACUCAAACAAAACUCACUAUUGAGAGCCCUAAAUCUAAUCACGGUACACACCGCCGGAUUCCGCCGCGCCUCCCCCAACCACUUCGUUGCACGCUCUGCGCCACCACCUCCUUCAUCGACGUUGGUCCGUCGCUAGCACGCCAGUUGAUAUCAAACUCUACCUCUGAGCUGGCUAGACGAGCAAAGAUAAGGAGAGUGGGAGGAUAAGAAAAUUCGCAAAAAGGAGCAGUUUGGUGGAAGCAUAAACAUGUCGGAGGCUCUCCUCUUAUCUGUGAUACAGAAGCUCGACGUUAAUUAUCAAGAGACCACAGCAACAGAGUACAUGAAAGAGGAAAUGGAAAGGGUAAUUAAAGAGAUGAGAGAGAUUGUGGAUAUAGUGAGGGACAAGAAACUGGAAGAGGGGAGAACCCUAAAGUUUUUGGUAUCUGACCUUGUCGACGUUGCUGAUGAUGCCCUCUACCUUUUCAUACGAGAUGAAAAAUAUUAUGUGCACUUCUAUGAGUCUAUCCAUAGUUGGAUGGGAGAGAUAAAAAAGCAGAUGCUUAAACUGGGAGAUGAUGAGUCCAACAUGAGAUCAUCAAAAAAUGUUGAUGACGAAGAAGAUGACAACUAUGUGGUGGGCUUGGACAAAGAUUUGGAAAUGUUGCUUCGCAAAAAGGUUAUUGGUGGGGGAGAAUACUCGAAGAAAAUUCUAAUCAAAGGGAUGGAUGGUAUUGGAAAGACAACUCUUGCAAGAGAGAUAUACAACCAUCCAACCGUCGUUGAACACUUCGAGCGCCGUGCUUGGGUAUCUAAUUCUACUCAUUUCACUAUUAAAGAGCUACUUAUCAAACUAAUACAGCAGCUAGAAGAUCCUGAAAAUCUCCAUACAUCUUCCUUAUUGGAGAACAUGGACAACCGAAGCCUCCGAGAUAUGCUUCGCCAACACUUGCAAGGAAAGCGAUACCUAAUAGUUCUCGACGACGUGCCCAAACAAAUGCGCUUGAAGUCUUUCUGGGAAGCUCUUCAAGAUGAAGACAAUGGAAGUAGAUUGCUGCUCACGAGUCACACGACACAUAUCGACAUAUACGUAUACGAUGAAGAUGUUUAUAAGAUGAAUCCCUUGGAUUCUAAGAAGAGCUGGCAAUUGUUUCUGAAAACAAUAAACCAUGGCAAUAAAUUAAUGGGUGAGCACAAAUUCCCAAUGAACUUGGAGUAUAUGGGAAAACAAAUGUUGAGAAAAUGUGGUGGUCUUCCAUUAGCUAUAAAAGCGGUGGGAAAGCAGUUAGCAGAAAAGAAAGUCUCACGUGAGAGUGAAUGGGAACAACUUCUUGACUCAGUUGAUUUUGGUUCAACACUGAAGUUGUUGGAACCUUUUUAUCAUAAAUUGGAUCCCAAACUGAGGCCAUGUUUCUUCUCUAUGGCCUUCUUUAAGGAAAAUACAACUUUGAGGGAAGAAAAGUUGAUACAGAUUUGGCUUGCAGGAGGAGCAGUGUAUGACUGUCUACGAUCUUUAUAUGGUUUAAUCAAUGAAUCUGUUAUUGAUGUCAAGGACAAGAUCACGGAGUAUAGCAUGAAUCCUGUGCUACACAUGCUAUCCACCCAAAAAGCAGAGGAGGAAUUCGGUCUUGAGAUGCUAAGGAACAAUGGAAAUAAUCGACCUUGUCAUCAGAGUCCUCGUCAUCAUCGUGUUAUCAUUUGUAGUAGAAACAAGUUCAACUACUCCAUGGAUCAAGAUAAGCUUCUUGUUUCUCUCUUCUUCCACGGAGGUGGCUACUUUGAUGCUAAUCCAUCUUAUUGGAAGAGGUUUGAAAAACUUAAGAUACUUGACUUGGAAGAUUUUGGGUUGAAGUUUAUACCAGAUUCUAUCGGCACAUUGAUGGAAUUAAGAUACUUGGGGUUGAGAAAUAAUUACAUAAAAGAGAUCCCAGAGUCAUUGGGGUGCUUGGAAAAGCUUGAGGUUCUUGACAUAGCUCAAAAUUUUAUGGUGGAGGUGCCAGAUAUUAUAUGGGAAAUUCGUAGCCUUCGCCACCUCUACUUGUCUAAUGUGAUUUGCCGGAAGCCUUCCAAGAUAGGCGCGCUACAGAAUUUGAAAACAUUAACCUACGUCUCGGUUGAUAAUUGGACACAUGAGCUCUCGGGCUUAAAAAUGUUGAGUUUUUUCGAAAAAUUAGGCAUAGAAGAAUUGGAUGGAAACUCAGAUGUAAGCAAGCUCUUUGUGUCAUUGGCUGUGUUGGUGCGUGUUAAACACCUAAUCUUAAGAGGGUAUCGUUUCAGAAGCAUGCCUUGUUUGGAUGAGGUUGGUAAUCUAGAAAGACUCAAAACACUCAAAUUGGAUGGACUCAUUGCCAGGCUUCCAAGAAGUUUCCCUGCAAAUAUAGAAUCAUUGACGUUGGUUAAUAGUUGUCUUGAUGAAGACCCCAUGCCACUACUAGGGAAGUUACCCAAUCUAGAGUACCUCAAAUUGCGGAAUGCAUACACUGGUCAACAAAUGGUGAUCUCACCCAACACCUUCGAUUAUCUCGGAGUCAUGUGCAUCGAAGAGUUAUGGAAUCUGAGAAAUGUACAAUGUGGAAAAGAUGCAAUGCAAAUUCUCUGGAAAUUAGAAAUCCAUGAUUGUCCAUAUCUAGAUUCCCUCCCGGAAACAAUUGAAGGGAUGUACAAUCUGAAGGAGUUAAAGAUGGUGACAACCAAAAGCAUUGCAACAAAGAUGAGGAAUUCAGACUUAAUCUCCAAAAUAGAGACGGUGAAUAUCAAUCCAUGAGCUGCAAUUGGCGUUAAUUUGGAUAAUUGAUUUUUCUUCGCCUUUGGUGGUUGUGUGUUUGUAAAUGACAUUGAGUUGCUUUGACAAUUGUGGUUUCUUCAUAUCUUGUUUCCACUCUCUUCCUUCUCAAGUUACUGCAGAUUUUGGCAACAUGCAGACAACUUGCCUCCCGAUGCAGACAAGUUAAUAUUAUCCCUCCUUGAAGUGAAAAUAAGGAAGGAAACAUGGUGAGCUUCUUUUUUGUGUAAAAUGUGGGAAAAGAAAUGAGAUAUUUAAAUGAAUA
Salvia miltiorrhiza (redroot sage) is the source of this 3085-nucleotide messenger RNA. RefSeq names its product probable disease resistance RPP8-like protein 2. The transcript is spliced from 5 exons. The record is from RefSeq and is a predicted model, not a curated record. Lineage: Eukaryota; Viridiplantae; Streptophyta; Magnoliopsida; Lamiales; Lamiaceae. Bases 307 to 2802 code for a protein of 831 amino acids. Gene Ontology annotation, biological process: defense response to other organism. Gene Ontology annotation, molecular function: protein binding; ADP binding.